This is a messenger RNA of Macrosiphum euphorbiae (potato aphid), 342 nucleotides long. The record is from the annotation of a GenBank genome assembly. Lineage: Eukaryota; Metazoa; Arthropoda; Insecta; Hemiptera; Aphididae.
AUGGAGUUAUCUAGAGAAAAAGUGUGUCAGUUAAUUGAUUUGUACUAUGAAAGACCAGUACUAUGGGACCAAACGCUGUCAGAUUAUAAAAAUAAGUUUAAAAAAAAUGACGCGUGGUGUGAAAUUUCAAAAAUAAUGAACAUUGACAAAGCAGACAUUGAAAAAAAAAUGAAAAAUGUUAUUGGCCAAUUUUAUCGCGAAUGCAAAAAGACGAAGUCAGGUGCUGGAAUUGACGAAGUUAUGGAGUCAAAAUGGUUCGCUUUCAAUUCUUUGAUGUUUUUAAAGGAUAAAAACAAACCUCGUGUAACGUCUGAUGCUGGAAUUGAAGUAAGUAAAUUAUAA